AUGAGGAACUCACUUCGGAAUAUUGUGAAUACUCUUGUCGCAACUAAAUGCAUUUGGGUGACAUUUCUCGCCUUCGUGCUUCCUAUAAAGCUGGCGACGGAUUAUCCCCCUGAACUAAAACAGGAAUCAAAAUGCGCGUAUGUCAUUAUUGUAAUGGCUGUGAUGUGGUUGACGGAAGCUAUCCCAAUACCAGUGACGUCAUUGUUUCCUGUGUUCCUGUUUCCAAUGGUGGGUGUGGCUCCCGCAAGAGCGAUCAGCUCAGCUUACUUUUCGGAUAUUUCCAUGCUACUCCUAGGCGGACUGCUCAUAGCUUUGGCCCUUGAGGAGACGAGACUUCACUAUAGAAUCUCGCUAUACGUUUUGGUUCUAGUUGGAGCCCAGCCAAUGAUGUUAAUGCUCGGGGCGAUGGUGUCAACCUGGCUGCUCUCUUUCUGGAUCAACAACACGUCAGCCACUGCCAUGAUGAUUCCCAUCAUACUUGCUGUGUGUGAGUCUGUCAGGGAGGUUAGGGCUCAAUCAGUGGCUUCUCUUUUUCUGGAUAAACAACUCCUCGGUCGUUACCGUAUAGUGAUCUUCAUCAUACUUGUUGUGCAUGAGAGUGUCCGGGAUGACGAGGCUCAGUCAGUCGAAGAAAGCGAAAGCAAAACGCUUGUUACGUAUGAGGUUGAAAUGCGUGAUGUGACGGUAAACGAUUCUUCAGAAAUCCAAAAUGGAAGGACUCGCACAAAGAGCUUUCAGGAGAAUAUAGAAAGUCACACCGUAUUCAAGGACAAAACUGCAGAAAAGGAGUACAAGGCGUUGGCCAAGGCGCUUUGUUUCUGUGUUGCAUAUGGUGCAUUUUGUGGCGGCAUGGCAACAAUCACGGGAACCCCGCCAAAUCUUGUAUUAAAAGAUGUCGUAGACAAGUUCUACAGAGAUUAUAAUCAGAAUGAAUCGCCCAUAACAUUUACCUCCUGGAUGGCUUUCGGAUUUCCUCUCUCGCUUUUGACAAUGAUAGUCGGCUGGCUAUGGUUGUCCUUCAGAUUCCUUGGUUUGAGCUGCUUUAAAAAAAUGGAUCCUGAUACAAAGGCAGCGAUUAACGCUGCCAUCAAAAAGAGAGCAAAGUCACUCGGUAGAAUGUCAUUUGCUGAGUCUCAAGUUGUAGUCGUCUUUGUGUCCAUGGUAUUCUUUUGGUUGUUUCGGAAUCCUCCAAAUAUAGACGGUUGGGGCAAGCUGUUCAUUGAUGAAGAUGUUAAUAAUGGAUUAAGUUUGGUAUCAGAUUCAACGCCAUGCAUUCUACUGAGUACUCUGCUCUUCAUAUUACCGGAGAAAAGACCUAACUUGUUCUGUUGGCAACAAGGCAGUCCGUCUUACACACCUAUCUUGAAAUGGCAGAUGGUUACGAAACGGUUACCGUGGGGUGUUCUUAUUCUUGUCGGCGGUGGCUUUGCCAUGGCUCGAGCUAGUCAGUUAUCAGGACUCUCCGUCUGGAUAGGAAAUCUGUUUCGAGACUUCGCCAGGCAGGAUCCAACUGUGAUGAUGUUCGUGAUUCUCAUAGUGGUUGGUUUUACAACGGAAGUGAUGAGUAACCCAGCUACGGCGCAGCUGUACCUUCCGAUUCUCAGAGAUAUGUCAGUAUCCAUAGGAAUAAACCCUUUGUACUUGAUGAUAGCAGCAACGACCGCUUGCUCAUUUUCCUUUAUGCUGCCGACAGCAGCGCCACCAACAGCCAUCGUGUUUGCGACAGGGUAUAUAUCCAUACCAGAUAUGGCAAUGGCCGGGUUUCCAAUGAAACUGAUUGGUAUUGCAAUGUCGAUGUUGGCAGUUAAUACGUGGGGAACAUGGAUUUUUGAGCUAGACAAGCUUCAAGACUUCCUGAAAACUGACAACAACACUGCUUUUGCUAAUUCCAGUAUUUCUUUAUUAUCGAAUGUUACAAACACAUCAUCAUUAGUGCAUUUGAAUGAAUCAGUUCUUAAUUAAAA
Mya arenaria is the source of this 1964-nucleotide messenger RNA. RefSeq names its product Na(+)/citrate cotransporter-like. The record is from RefSeq and is a predicted model, not a curated record. Gene Ontology annotation, cellular component: membrane. The coding region runs from base 1 to 1962 and encodes 653 amino acids. NCBI's taxonomy places the organism in Eukaryota, Metazoa, Mollusca, Bivalvia, Myida, Myidae. Gene Ontology annotation, molecular function: transmembrane transporter activity. The transcript is spliced from 16 exons. Gene Ontology annotation, biological process: monoatomic anion transmembrane transport.